Messenger RNA from Globicephala melas (long-finned pilot whale), 13501 nucleotides. It is a transcript of the gene JMY, whose product is annotated as junction mediating and regulatory protein, p53 cofactor. Lineage: Eukaryota; Metazoa; Chordata; Mammalia; Artiodactyla; Delphinidae. Gene Ontology annotation, biological process: positive regulation of apoptotic process; Arp2/3 complex-mediated actin nucleation; intrinsic apoptotic signaling pathway by p53 class mediator. Gene Ontology annotation, cellular component: nucleus; cytoplasm. The record is from RefSeq and is a predicted model, not a curated record. Gene Ontology annotation, molecular function: actin binding; transcription coactivator activity; Arp2/3 complex binding.
UGGCAACAUUGUGGCGAUACUGAGGCGCAGAGUUUAGGAGACGCGUCCCUCCGUCACGCCGGCUCCAGUGGGUCGGGAAGAAGAGGAGGGGCGGGGAGAUCGGCCCGGGCGAGCGGCGGAGGCUCACAAGCCGCCGGUCCCGACCACCUACCCGCCUGCGCGGCGCUAGGCAACCCGCGCCUCACCUCCGGAGCGCCGCAGACGCAGCACCGCGGCCUCGCUCGGGGGGCGGCCCGGGCGGGCGCGAGGCGCUGCCGCAGCGCAGGGCUUGUAAACAGAUCCGGCCGCACGUGACCAUGUGAACUACCUGCUCCUGCGACGCGUAUUGUCUUUCCCGCGAGCCGCACCACAAAGGAGCGCGGUGGGUGCGAGUGCGAAGAGACUGGCGAGCGAGCGGGGAGAGCCGGCCGGCGCGCUAAGAUGGCUGAAGGCUCCCGGCGAGGGUGAGCUGGGGGCGCGGUGCAGUCAGCCGGUGAGUCCUCGGGCGGGCAGGGCCGGCGGCGCCUUCCCCGCGGCCUGGCGCCGGAGCCACCAUGUCGUUCGCGCUCGAGGAGACGCUCGAGUCGGACUGGGUGGCCGUGCGGCCCCAUGUGUUCGACGAGCGCGAGAAGCACAAGUUCGUCUUCAUCGUAGCCUGGAACGAGAUUGAGGGCAAGUUUGCCAUAACCUGCCACAACCGGACGGCCCAGAGGCAGAGAAGCGGCACCCGGGAGCAGGCAGGGGCGCGAGGGGGCGCUGAGCCUGGUGCACCCGCGUCCGACGGGACCCGGGGGCCGGGCAGCCCGGCGGGCAAGGGUCGCCCCGAGGCCACUGCCUCCGCGACUCUGGGCAGGAGCCCCGGGUCCCGGAGGCGCCCGGCCUGGGCGGAGGGAGGCUCUCCGCGGAGCGCGUGCAGCCUUCGGGGGGACCCACUGCUGCGGAGUUCGGCCGGCAAAGGGGCGGAGAGCCCUCUCCGGAGCCUAGUGCGGGCCAACUCCAGCCCGGUCCGGAGGACAUCUGGAGGCAGGGAUGUGGCGGGGGCUGCGACUGCGGCAGCCCCGCUGGCGCCCAAGGAGGCGCCGGUGUCGUCGGUGCGGGUAGUGAGCGCCUGCGGGACGGUCACCGAGGAGAUCGAGGUGCUGGAAAUGGUUAGGGAGGACGAGGCGGACCCGGCGGCGCUGGCGCUCUCGGACGCUGAGCAGCCGCAGCCCGCCGCCGAGCUGGAGUCCCCGGCCGAGGAGUGCAGCUGGGCCGGGCUCUUCUCCUUCCAGGAUCUGCGCGCGGUGCACCAGCAGCUGUGCUCCGUGAACUCGCAGCUGGAGCCGUGCCUGCCUGUGUUCCCCGAGGAGCCCUCGGGCAUGUGGACGGUGCUGUUCGGGGGCGCCCCGGAGAUGACCGAGCAGGAGAUAGACACGCUGUGUUACCAGCUACAGGUUUACCUGGGUCACGGCCUGGACACCUGUGGCUGGAAGAUCCUCUCCCAGGUACUCUUCACCGAGACCGAUGACCCGGAGGAGUAUUACGAAAGCCUUAGCGAGCUGCGGCAGAAGGGCUACGAAGAAGUGCUUCAGCGGGCCAGGAAGCGCAUCCAGGAGCUCUUGGAUAAGCACAAGAAUACAGAGAGCAUGGUAGAGCUUCUGGACUUGUAUCAGAUGGAGGAUGAAGCCUACAGCAGCCUUGCAGAAGCCACAACUGAACUCUAUCAGUAUUUACUACAGCCAUUCCGAGACAUGCGAGAACUUGCCAUGCUACGAAGACAGCAGAUCAAGAUUUCUAUAGAGAAUGAUUACCUGGGUCCCCGAAGAAUUGAAAGUCUACAAAAAGAAGAUGCUGACUGGCAGCGGAAAGCUCAUAUGGCUGUGCUGUCCAUUCAAGAUCUUACUGUCAAAUAUUUUGAAAUAACAGCUAAAGCUCAAAAAGCUGUAUAUGAUCGAAUGCGAGCAGAUCAGAAGAAAUUUGGUAAAGCAUCAUGGGCAGCAGCUGCUGAACGUAUGGAAAAACUCCAGUAUGCAGUUUCUAAGGAGACUCUGCAGAUGAUGAGAGCUAAAGAGAUCUGUUUGGAACAGAGGAAACAUGCACUAAAAGAAGAGAUGCAGAGUUUGCAGGGCGGUACAGAAGCCAUCGCUCAGUUGGAUCAAUUAGAAGCUGAUUAUUAUGAUCUGCAACUUCAGUUGUAUGAAGUGCAGUUUGAAAUCUUAAAGUGUGAAGAGUUACUGUUGACAGCACAACUGGAAAGCAUCAAAAGACUUAUAUCGGAAAAGAGAGAUGAAGUGGUAUACUAUGACACUUAUGAAAGCAUGGAGGCCAUGCUGGAGAAGGAAGAGAUGGCAGUGUCUGUGCAUUUACAGAGAGAAGAGCUACAGAAACUUCAGCAGAAAGCACGCCAGCUGGAGGCAAGACGUGGACGGGUUUCAGCCAAGAAAGCAUACCUCAGAAAUAAAAAGGAAAUUUGUAUUGCAAAACACAAUGAAAAAUUCCAACAGCGCCUUCGGAGUGAAGAUGAAUAUAGAACCCACCACACAGUACAACUAAAAAGAGAAAAAUUACAUGAUGAAGAAGAAAGAAAAAGUGCCUGGGUUAGCCAAGAAAGACAGAGAACACUGGAUAGACUUCGAACCUUUAAACAGAGAUACCCAGGCCAGGUCAUACUUAAAUCAACCAGAUUGCGACUGGCUCACGCAAGAAGAAGAAGUGCAGCCAGUCCCGUGUCCUGUGAAGACCAGUGUGACCCUCUGCCAGGAGCGCUACAGGUAGAAGAGAAAAGUGAGGGAGUGGAGGAAGGAAGGGGCAAGCUCGGGUCAUCACAGACAACAGAAGCCCAAAGCCUCACACAGCUUGAAGACAAUUCAGCACAACUUGAAGCUACUUCGUUACCUCCCGGUGGUGUUACCUCUGAACCGCCUCCCGCCGCAUCUCCUCCACUUCUGAGUAAGAUUGACCCUAAACCAGGUUCUGCCACAGCAGAUCCACUCCCCCCACCUCUUCCUCCAGCACCUCCCCCGCCACCUCCUCCUCCCCCACCACCACCGCCUCUGCCUGUCGGUAAGGACGGCGCCCCAGAGACACUGGACGAAGGUCUGCCUAGAGUGGAGGGGAACGAGAAGAGGAUCCCAGAGUCAGCUAGUGCCCCCUCAGCACACCUCUUCGACAGCAGCCAGCUCGUCAGUGCCAGGAAGAAGCUCAAAAAGACUGCUGAAGGUUUGCAGAGGAAGAGAGUGAGCUCACCCAUGGAUGAGGUGCUAGCUUCCUUGAAGCGUGGUAGUUUUCAUCUGAGAAAGGUUGAACAGCGAACUCUGCCUCCUUUUCCUGAUGAAGAUGAUAAUAAUAUCUUGGCACAAAUAAGGAAGGGGGUAAAAUUGAAGAAGGUACAGAAGGAAGUCUUGAGAGAAUCCUUCACGCUUCUGCCCGACACGGACCCUCUAACACGGAGCAUCCAUGAAGCUCUUAGAAGAAUCAAAGAAGCAUCCCCUGAGUCAGAGGAUGACGAGGAGGCUUUGCCUUGCACAGACUGGGAAAACUAACAAGUGACUCAACAGAAUGAAAAAAAUACCUACAGUUGAACAUCGGCUCUUACAAAAUUGUAAACAUGUGGUCCCACAAUUGGAUUCCAUUAGAUCCAAAGUGUAUUGGCUCAGUGGUGUGAAAAAGGAAGCACAAUUGGCAAGUUACCACUUUUCCAGUCAUUCCAACAGAUGGUGGUUAACAUGAGUUUUAGAUGUGCAAUGUUCCUGACUGCAACGGAGAAAAGGCCUUGUGAAGAUUCCUGUUUUUUAAGCACCUUCCCCACCUGUCUACCCAUUUACAUCCUUGUAGUGGCCAGUAAAGCUAGGAGUCGCUAUGAGUUGGAAGAACACUGGGUUGACAGAUCUACUGUGAGCUGCGUUGAGAUUGCUUUGAAAUCCAUCGUUCAGUGCACUGAAUAGUCAUCUGCCCAAAAUACAGAGCUUCUUCCAUAUCAGCUUAAAUAGUGUGACAUUCUGAAAAAGAAGUUAAUCAUGAUAGCUAUAGGGCAGGAAUUGGAAGAAAUCAGAUGGAAAUGCACUGAUAAUUCCCACAUUACUCAUCUACAAAGGAAUUUUCAUAAAGAUGUUCCACAACAUCUGAAAAGAUACGUAACCAUGGAGAUACACCUAUAAAUGUGUUUAGCACAACGUGAUACAUUUAACAUGACCUAUUUUUAGAAGCCCACACACUUACAAUUUGUAAGGUUUCAGAGUAAAAAUUUCCAUGCUUUUAAAUAGCCCUUCAUAACUGUGAAUUUAUAAUAGUUUGAAUUUUAUGUGCAGCAUUGUUUAUGAGAAGCAAUACUUUGUAAUUUGAUAUUUCAAAUUAUUUUUAGUCUUUUUGGUUGAACUAUUGCUUGAUUACUAUAACUCAACAUGACUUUCCUAUUGAGAAUCAAAAAUCAGGAUUCAAUAGUAGGGAUGCAGAUCUUAAGUCUUUUUUAACAUGCACCAUUUGUUUUUAUUUUUAUGCUCCACAAUGGAAAAAAAAACGUGCUCUACAAAUGUACAGAAAGUAGAUGGGCAGAAAAGCCUCUUUGGCAUUUCGCUAUCUUCACAUGCUUGGAGUUGAAUUUUGGGAGAGAGGCUUUGUUAUCGUCACUAAAUUCUUAAACAUAUGUAUGUAGCUCUAGGUGCUGAUUUUGCUGUAAUGGAGUCCUGAAGAAUGCGUGGAGCCGAUACGAAUUCUCAGCAGGACUGUUGUGGGCUUGAAUGAAGGUAGAUAUGUUGGACCCAGUUUACAGUACUCUGUAGAGUGUAAUUCUGUGUAAGACAGGUCUUGGCCAUUAUAUGAAUGGCUGACAUACCAAAAUGAACUUUCUUUCUUAUGAGGCAAUUCUCUGGCCUAGACCCAGAAAGCAGUCCUGAAGUAAAAGCCCUCAGAUGUAUCUGAAUUAGUGAUCCUGAAGGACAAAAAUGCUCACACCUUUGUUACUUGAAAAUGUUAUUUCCUUUAAAAUAAUUAUGGAGAAAAUUUUCUGGCAACAGGUUAUAUAAAACAAAAUCUGCUUAAAUAUUGACUAUGUUUAUUGAUGAGAAUAUGAGCAUUUUCACAAUAUAUUGGCUUUAUUCUAGCAUCAUUCUUACACCUUGUCUGAGAAUAUUAGAAAUACAGAUCUAAUAUAAAAUUAAUCUCAAUCCCCUGAUUACAGUGGGGAUGGGUUGUAGAUUUUUGUAACACACCUUCAGCAACGCAUUGAAACAUGCCUUUUAACCUAAAGAAUGAUUGAUUUGAUUGAUAUAUUUGAAAAAAAAUUUUAAAGCAAAUUUGCAAAUCUUAAAUCAUGUAUCUAUUUUAUGCCUUUGGAUGCUUGUUCAUAACAGUUUUUUCAGUUUUGUUUCAUUUAUUGACAUUUAGAAAAAUACAGGAGGAUCUUAUGUCAUUAUUGACAGCAGAAGCACUGGAACCUUAAUAUGUCUAGAGGAAAUUGCUACCCACUUAGUGUUAUAGCUGGGAUUCCAUUAAGAGACAAUGCUCACUUUUAAAAGGGUCCUAUAAUCUGUUUUCCUGAGCCAUGUUGUAAUAAGUCUCUAGCAAAGAAUGCAGGGUGUUCAGAUCUGCAUGAGCCCUUCAGGAGUGUAUCCACAGCUAGAAGCAUACCCCACCACAGCACUCCUUGAAGGUUGUCCUCACACUUGUAGAGCCUCAUUAGCAACCCCUGUGCUCAUUCUCUGGUAGCAACUUUCUCUCCAACACAUCCACUUCCCUUCCUCCAGAUUCAGGUUCCUCCUUCCACAAAAUUACAUGUUACUAUAGGUCAUCAACCUUUGGAGUUCUCACAAAUAUUAGAAUUUCAGAUAACUACAGUCCAUGUGUCCAGUUGAAUCCACAUGUUAAUUAAAAAGCAGUUUUAGAGCCCAACAAAAAUUAUACAAGCAUGGUUUCCUUCUUAUCCUUGCCCCUAAUAAAAUGAGCAUCUUUGUCCUUAGUAUAAAAUUUGUAUAUAUUGUUAUGAUGGUACUUAUAUAUGAUCAUGUUUCCAGUUCCAAAUUUGCCUGUACUACUUAUAUGGUUUAAAAUACUUGACAGUUACAUUUCUGUUAAUGUAUCAUUUCUGUAUCAAGAAUCUACAAACAGCUGCUUGCUUAUGCUGAAUCAAUUUAGCAGUUAAUUUACCAAUCUAGUCUCAACUGCAGUAUACUUAAAAUAGGGAAACAAGUAGAUGAUGACUUGGAUGUUUGGUGGUUAAUGUUACUGCUCACUUGAAUGUCAAUUUUGAAUAUUUCUUCUACUAAUACAACUAAAAUUAUGUAUAUAUAAUCAAUGUGGCCUGUAUAGAAAAGGUAUUCCUAAUGCUUUAAAAUCCUGGUGGUACUGUAGGGGAGCAGUAUGGGAAGAAAUACCUGGCUAAAGAGGAAUUUUAAAAGACGAGACUUGCUCACUUCGUGUAUACUUUAUAGGUUUAUUGAGUUUGUGAGCAGUAGAAAAACAAUCAUUCUUUAGUUCUUCAUUGUGGAACUGAAACAUUUCUAUAAAAUGCACAGCUGUAACAGUUCAUCAGGUGUAGUAUUUCCACAGUGAGGAUAUGGGGGCUUUUCUCAUUAUGCGAACCCACAGAACAUUUUCUACUCUAUAUCAUGGGGGUGGGGGAGCCUUGUUUCUACAAAGCUGAACUAUGUAGCAAUAUUUGUUAACAUGUGGCAUGACGUCUCUAUGUCAUAAAAUGUGAUGUGUUAGAUACUUUGGCCAUAGCAGACACUAAGAAUUAAAACUCUUGUAUCAGUGGGACAAAAAUCAAUGGGCAGUACCCUCUCUGUUUGGAAUGGGACCAGUAUACAAUUAAUACAAUUUAAAUUUAUACAUUCCCUAAGACUCCAUUUUUAAAUUGCAUUCAUUGCGUGUGUGCAUAAGGAAAGCUUUUCUUUCACUAAAUAGAAGCUUGUUUUUUUAACCUUUAUAAUUUAAUUAUUAUGUACGUAACAUCAGAUACCAACCUGUAAAUUGCUAAUGGGUCCCUAAAGGCCUUAUCAGGGAGUUGAAAUUUCAUAUACUUAUACCAGGUUAUUUGUAAAAAGUCUUUUUGAACAGCUGUAAAACAUUUAAAAACUGUGGCAGAUGCAUUGUUAACAUGCAUCCAUUUGAUAGUGAAAGCAGAAACCUGAACAAGUUUUACCUAAUUCUUGCACUGAAUUUAAAUAAUAUAAAAUGUGCAUUUUAAAUAGAUUUUAUUUCCCAUUUAUUGCUUAGCAUAGAAGAACAACUAUGCUUAGAGGAUUGACCACAAGAUUGAUUUUUAGAUGGAAGAGAGGUAAGAAAGUAGAAGCACCUUACUAUUGGAGCAUGUUGCAUUCAUUUAGUGCUACUGAACAAUUCAGUAGUUAUUUCUGAACUUUGCUGCAAAGUGCUCUUUAUUUAAAGCACAUUAAAGUCUCUGCUUAAUUGCUUUGUAAAAUGAAGCAGUGGUAUUUUUUAUCCUAUAAAUAUAGUCUAAUUUAAAAGUUUUUCCUACAAAAUUAGUUUAUAUUGCUGCCUAAACUAUCAUCUAUGUAAAGGAUUUUUAAAGGCAAGAGGGAGUCUGGAUUCCGUGUGUGUGUGUGUGUGUGUGUGUGUGUCUGUCUGUCUGUUGUAAAUGUUUGCCCAUUGAAAUAUUUCAAAGAUAUGUUCAUUCUAAAAUUUUCUGUUUUACCCACAGUAAAUGUACCGCUUGGAAUUUGAGGGACUUAAUUGAUGGAAAUCCAAAUUCAUGUGUCUCUCCCCUUCUCCAAACACAUUUAUUAUGCCACUGUAAGGUGCAUGUACAGAAAAUACUUCUGAGGCUGAUAUAUGAAAUAUUUUAUCAAUGUUAUCUUAUACUGAAUCUCAAAGCAGUCAUUUGUUUUGAGGAUUAAGAGAAAGUUUUGGGUUUUUUGGUCAGGUAUGACUAAGAGAGGCUCCAAUUGGUGAGUUAAGGGAAGUCUGUGGUAAGUGAUUUGAGAUGUAUACUAAAGGUGUGGGUGUUGGUUAAAGAGUUCAAUUUUAACAAGGGAUUUUUUUUUUUAAUUUGCAUGUUCUGUGGUUAACUAUCAAAGAGUGCAACAGGUUAUUCCAGCUUUUCCCAGUACUAAUUAUAUUGGUUUUAAGAAUUCUUCAUAAUCACAAGAUGACAUUUUCCCUUCAUUGGUGACCAAAGAAGGGUGCACAGUACAACCCAUGCAAGUGACUUCUGACUUUUUCGACUUGGACAGAAUCCCCACUGUUCCAUUGAGUUUCUUAUUGUACUAUAUGUCUUGCAAAGUGUGAAACCAUAAUGUAUAAUUUAUGAAAAAUCGAAGGCUACAGAUCCUUUUGCAUGAAUAAAAGCCCAUUAGGGCGAAUGAAACUGGUAUGUUCUUUUAGCCUUUCUGGUUAAAUGAAAAUUUUAAUGGCAAACCAACUCACCACUUACUAGCUUUGUGCAAUAUUAAGCAAAACACUAGCACACUGUGCUUGGCUUUUCAGGAUGGCUUUAACACCGUUACACUAAAUGGACAGUGUGCAGAAUGUAAGUGACAACUCCUGCAAAUUUUACAGUACUUAAAUAUGCUCAGUUAACAUUCUAAAGUAUUAAAAGUACAAAGAAAAAAAACUAAGCAAGCAUUUAGAGCAAUACUAUGAACUCUCCAAUAAUGGUUUUGACUGUUGCCUUUUGCUCUUUAGUGCAACUUUCUGCAUUGUAAUUAUUGUAUCGCUUUGUAUUUCAUGUUUUUUACACUCACGACUUCAAAGUACUUGUACACUAAGUAUUGCAAUCACCUUUCUCUUCUUGUACAUGCAAUAUAACAACAUACAGUUUUGGUGCUUAACAAUAUUCCUUUUUUCUUUAAUAAAAGAUAUUUAUUGAGUUAAGCUCAUUUUGUUUGUUUAAAAUAGCAAUGGUGGUAUAUAAUGUCACUUCAUUUCUAAUAAGAAGGAGCAUAGCAAGUUGUGCAUUUGUUACCACAUGAUGAACAGGAUUCAGACUCUCCACCCCUGUACUUCUGCCUCUUCCCGACCACUGUUUGUAACAAAAUAUGGUUUAGAAAUGUUGACCUCCAAAGUUGGAGGGUCCUUAAAUGCCUUUCAUUUUAGCAGUCAAUUUGUGAUCCUCUAAAUUGGGGGAGAUUAAGGGAGACAUUUCUCCCAAGGAAGGGCCCUACUUCCAUGUAUUCCCUCCAUAAAUAUAUCUGAAACUAAACAGAGGGCUUUGAUUACUAGAUAGUUUUUCUGUGAGAGUUUAGAGAAUGGACUUAAUAGAAGUGCUUUAGCUAAACUGAUAGAAUCACCUUCUGCCUCAAAACGAAUUAGUUAGUUAACACAUUAAUUCAGCUCUCAACACAGUACAUCCUAGUCCACCCUUGUGAAAAUCAUGCUGUGGCUGGUUUGGAAUGGGCUUACUGGGUGACUUACCAAGACAGGCGACAGCCUCCCCUGGAAAUCUAGGCCCUGUGGAAUUCCUUAGUCCUUUGUGAUUCUGUCGUUCAUCCUGACCUUGCUGAGUUCUGUAAACUGGUUGAAACUUCAUUUCUUUGCUACAGGAAGCUGUGUGCGAGAGGUUUAAAAUUCUUUGGUGCAAACCCACCAACAUACCGUCUAUUUCUGACAGUUACUGAAGUUUAAGCACAUUUCCCAAGCGCUCUGUCCCAGUGCCAAGUGGAUACCUUUCCCACAGCGACCCACAGCUUUGUUGCUCACCAGAGACUUAGUUCUUCCUCACUGCUAACAUUUUCUCCAGAGCUCUCUACUAAUAAUCUUGCUUGUUCACAAGAGCUCACCAGUUUUGUGCUCUCGCUAUUCUCUGAACUCAACUAUUUGUCAGCUUAACCUCUAACAGACCGCUGACCCGUUAAUUCUUCUGCAGAGUUCAAGCGGGCCCAUCCUCUAAUCACAGUCACUUCCUCCUUCCCCUCAUUCCUGCCUCUUCCACCUGCUUUUCCAGUUGCUGUGGAGGACUUCAUAUACUCAGGCCAUUAAGCAUCUUUCUUCCCUGUCACCAAUUCCAAUGGCCAGGCCUUGCUGUAGAGUCCUGGGCUUCCUGGCUCCAUUGCUGGUUAAGGAAAUCGUGCACCAAUGCCACAAGGCUUUCUGUGGGCCAACUUUGGUCUCCUAAGUCUACCUCUAGUAUCUACAUUUUCAUGCUCAGCUCAUGCCUUUCCACCUGCACAUGUUUCUAAAAUGCUGUUCUUAUCUCAUCAUAAUCUAAAUUCCAUCAGGUAUGUUCAUUUGGAAAGCACAUAGGCAGUAGGUGUCUGGCCCUCCUUGUGUGUCAACAUUCUUAAUCAGAACAUUGAAAGGAAAACAAGACAUGAAAGGAAGAAUCACAGAAUCCGAUUUAAUCUUCACAAUUCAUAUGAGGCACAAGAAAAGGGUUAGAUAGUAAACGUGUCUGGGGUGACUACUGGUUUGGCAGGCUUUGCUUUAAACACUACCUGCCCAAUUAUCUCCCACAGCAUCUUCAACUUCCUCUUAACCCUAACCCUGUAAGAUGCAAGUGGUGCUCAGUGUUCACUUCAGAUGGUCUGGAGAAGAGCACUUCAUUCUAGGCUAAAACUAGGCCUGAGUCUCCUGUGUUGAGAUGUGCUAGAGAAACACUUGAUCACUAAACAUUUUCAAGAAGAAUAAAAACAGAGUUUCAAAGACAUCAAGAUGUGACUUCAAAUAAUAUUCAAAUAAAGUCAGUCCAAAAAAAGCUAUUAAGUUCAAAUCUCUUCAGAGGCCAACUUAUUUUAAGACAUGAAUGAGUUAUAUAGCAGAUUCCUUUGAAGUGCUUUAGGUGUAACAUAGUGCUAUUAUGCUCUGUGGCUUUAGGAACUUUGUUCCCCAGAACAUAGUUCCUGCAAGGAGAGUCAUGGGGACAUAUAUAUCCCCACAUAAAAACUCCUAGACCAUUAUUUGUCUCACUUCCAGUGACGUCUGAGAGUUGCAGAUGCUGGGAUGUUCUCUUGGCCUCAGCAACUUAUCUGUAUUCAUGUGCUUCUAGAGCUAGAAAAUUCCUGGUGACUGCAACCAGUUUGAAUUGUUUCAACCCUGAAUAAAUGUCUUAGUCUAUCUCUGUGGUUAUCUGGAGGCCUUUUAUAUUGAAAUAUUUAAAAGUCCUUUUAUCAAGUUAUAGCAGGCCUAUGAGUAUGAUGAUAUUGGUUUUUGAGGAAAAGCCUUAAGCAACUAAAGCCACUGGCCAAUUUUUGUCAGAAUAGUUUACCACCAAGAACAAUUAAAAAGUUACUCAUCCUCAAGGGCACUGAACUUCCUCCACCAACAGAUGUUUUGUGUAAUUGAAGAUGAUAGAUUGGCAAACUUCAAAGAAACCUUAGCUUGUUUGUAACCAUUUUCCAAUGGAAAGAAAAGGAAGUCUUGCAGGAAUCAGUCACAGUUAUUCCUAAAACUUCUUAAUGAAAGAUUUAGAAUAAGAAGCACUACUCGGAAUUAUUUUGCAGAUAUUCUACAGUGUGUAAAUAUCUAUUUAUGCUAGAACAGUAAAUUCACAUUAUUGACUUGGGAGAGGAGUGAGAUGAGGGAAAGUAGCCAGCGUGGGCAUUUUGCAAUAUAAUCUUAUUCAAAAUUACAUUAUGCAAAAGCCACACUAUGGCUCUAUGGUGGAAGUAGUCCAGUUGGCAAAAACAUCCUAUAAAUGUUUUAGGCCAAAAUGAUCUUUUUCAUGCUUAAAGACCCUAAACCUCUGGAAUCUUCUUUAAGUAAAAGUUCAAGUGUUUCAGUGGCUCAAAUCUCAAUUUAAAAAUUCUCUGGUCUUACCUACAGGCCACUUUGUGACCCACCUCUUGUCAGAAAUAGGAUGGCCUACCCCGGCAAGUGUGUGGGUCAGGGCCAAGUUUUUGAAACAGAAGGUUAACUCUUCCAACAACCAUCAGAAGAUUCAACAAUAAAUUCACUGUGACCCAGAACUUGCUGAUAGGUUUUUACAUUUCAGUUAUGAGUUUCUCUAAUGUUAUCUAAGCUUUGGUAUUGCAUUAAGGUGAAUCAUCAGAAGGUAACACGUAGAAUAUUAUCUCCCCAACUCCAGCAAUUCUUUCACUGCACUAUAUGUAAGCAAUAUUUCUAGACCUUCUUCAUAACCCUUUUCUCAAUCUUCUUAGUCUCACCUUUCCCCAUGGUUCUAAAUGACAUCUGUGUCGUAAUGAUUCCCAAUUUUAUCUGGCCUGUACCUCUUCUCAGAACACUGGAUCUGUAUGUAUGCAACUGCCCCCUGAUCUCUUCAUUAGGAUGCUUCCUGCAAUUUCAAGUAUAACAUGUCCAAAAUGGUUCCCUUCCUAUUCUAUUAAAACCUGGACCCAAUCCUUCUCAGUUUUAUCUUUUUUCUUUCUUUCUUCUUCUUCUUCUUUUUUUUUUUUUUAAUCAGUUCCGGAAUUCAGAACCUGGAAGUUAUCCUUGCUGCCCUUCUCACCCUCAUCCUCCGUAUCCAACGAGUCCUAUCAACCCUAACUUUUACAUCUGGCAUACAUCCACUGCUUCCUCUGUCCCUAACCCCUACACUGGUCCAGACCACAUUCAACUCUCAAGUAGGGUACUGCAGUAGCCUCCUAACUGAUCUUUCACUGCCACUCUUUGUCUCCUUCCAACUAAUCCUCCACUCAAAAGUGGUGAGAUCAUGUCUCUCCACUGCAUAAGACCCUCCGGUUACUUUCCAUUGCACUUAGAAUAAAAUCCCAAAUCUUCUUCCUAUGGACUAUAAGGCUGAAUGUGAUUUGGCCCUUCCUAUCAGCCUCAUGGCUUACUGAGCGCUAGCAUUGUGUAUAAUCUCUCUCUUACCUUAGGGCCUAUGCACAAACUGUCCUCUUUCUAGAAUUGUUCCUUGUUUUAGUAUGACCAACUUUGUUGUGUACCUCAAAAAGUUCAUAUGUUGAAGUCCUGACCCUCAGUAUGUGUCCUUUUUUGGAGAUAGGGUCUUUACAGAGGUAAUCAAGUUAAAAUAAGGUCAUUAGGGUGGGCCGUAUUCCACUAUGACUGCUAUGUUUAUGAAGUGGGGGAAUUUGGAUAUAGACAUGUAUAGAUGGAACAUGAUGGGAAGAGACAUAAAGAAAAUAUGGUCACCCAAUGACCCAGUUGAAAUGUGUGUAUCCUUGAAUCAGAAGACAUAUGCAAGAAUGCGUAAGGCAGCAUUCUUCCUAAUAGCCAAAAACUAAACAACCCAAGGGUCUAUCAGCUGAUGAACGGACAAUUGUGGUAUAUCCCUAAAAUGUGGUAUAGUCAGACAAUGGAGUACUAUAGAAUAAAAAUGAAUACAGCUACACAAAAUAAUCUGGAUGAAUUUCACUGACAUAAAGUCGAGCAAAAAGCAAAAAUAUCUAAUACAUGAUUCCAGUCAAAGUUUUUAAAAAAUACGCAAAACUAAACUAUAGUGUUUAGGAUAUUAUUUAGGUGGUAAAACUAACAAAGAAAAAAAAAGAUGAUUGGCACGAAAGUCAUGAUAAUGGUACGUUUGGGGAGACCAGAGCUUCAUGACCAGAAAGGAGCAUACAGAGGGCUUCUGUGGGGCUAAGCUUUUCUUUCCUGACCAGGGUAGUGGUGAGAUGGGGGUUCGCUUUAUAAUAAUUCACUAAGCUGUGUGUUUAUGUUUUUGUAUUUUUCU